AUGGAGGGCCGAGGAUUGACUUUGCGAAGUAAAUCUCGUAGGCAGCGUCCUCAGAUUAGUGCUCCCAAGCCUAUCUCCGGGCCUCUACCUGCCAAUACCCGAUCACCCGAGUCUAGCCAGGUAGAUGUCCCCUCUACUCGAGAGCGGGCACCCCCAAACGAUGCGACCUCGGAUUUGGUGAAACGACGAUACUCGACCCGAUUCAACAAUGUUCCCGAGUUCGAUGCCGGUGCUCCCCCUGUGCCGGCACUCCCUACACAGAUGCCUGGGGGGCUCGGCCUACCUCCGCAAGCUGUGCUGAGACAAGCAUCGCCAGUCGAUCCCAAUUCCCCGGUUCCGAAAGUAGACCUCAAUGUUCUACGAGACCCCAGUCUUCCAGUUGAUCGAUAUGUCGCCAGCCUUCUCGCCAACGCGUCCGAGGAAGACAUUCAGAAAUAUCAAGAAAGCUUGCGCAAAGUGAAAAACAGAACAUCUACCGAUCUACAACAAAACGUUUACCAGAACCGCACGCAAUUCAUCAAGAUCAGUAAAGAGGCGGAAAAGCUCAAAGAUGAAAUGCGGACCCUGCGUACCCUCAUGGCGGAGCUCACGACGGCGCUGGGACAAACAAGCGUCGGCAAUACACCCAAUCCUAUGGUAGAGGACUCAUUCCCAAAGCGCAAUGCCAACCGUAGUUCGGUCGCCAACUUGGAGAGUAUGUGGAGCGUGCAGCUCCAGACUCUCUGGAAGACUGUGGAAGGAUCGCAGAAGUUUCUGCCCGCUGUGCCUGGGCGGCAUAUUGUCCUAGAGACAGGAAAUUGGGCUGAGCUAGACUCAGCCACAUGGAAACCGAGACGGCCUAUCCACCUUGUGCUACUAAACGAUCACCUUUUGGUAGCUGCAAAGAAGCGCAAGCGAGUCGAUCAGAGUCAUCCCCAACACCGUGGCCCCGUUCCAACAAAACUAGUGGCAGAGGACUGUUGGCCUCUACAAGACAUCGACAUGAUUGAUCUUGGGGCUAAUCUGGGAACCGGCGCCGCACGCGAAGAAGCUAUAGAUCGGGGCAUAGGCAAUGCCAUUACCAUCCGAGUUGGAUCAUCCAAGCCCUUUACAUACCGAAAUGAUAAGCGAGACCCAUCUUUCAAGCAGGAAUUGCUGGCUACCUUCCGCAAAACCGUUGAGGAUCUACGCCGCAACUUGCGAUCGGAGACUGAGGCGGCUAGCAAGCCCCUGGAAGGAUAUGGAUACCUCGCCGGCCGGCACCUGUCGCUUUCACAACAGGCAGAGACAUUCGACCCUUCUGAUUCCGCGCGUGACAAGUCCGAUGUGCGAAUUGACGUGGAUGGAAAACAGCAGAACCUCCGGUGGGUGGAAGGGCAGGUCGAUGAGCUUGACAUCGAUAUUGCUUUACAGCGAUUCGAAGCAUCUGUGGCUAGCAUCGAGCGGCUACGAAAACUGGCCAAGGGACUGAAGAGUAACGCUAUUGCACAAGAUGUCAUCAAUGUCAAGGUUGAUGAACGAGCAACUCGACUGGGUGGCAUUCUCUCACGGGCGCUUGUGGACAAGCACUCUUUCCCAGCGGCAACCAAAACUCAUGUUACUUGGUUGACCCGCUUAGGAUUUGAAGACCCGGCUCGCGAGACCUAUCUGAAAGCGCGCUCGGACGUAAUUGCUCAACGCAUCCGAGCUUGCAUCUUCGAGGGUGAUCUUCCUCUUUACAUCUUCCAGAUCUCCUAUGUCUAUUUCACGCUCAUCAAGAACACCAUUGGCAUUUAUCAGCAAUGCUUCCCCAGUGUCAUGAGUAGUUCUUGUAUCCGAUGGGCGAAGCAUCACCUUGACGGAUUCAACGCUCUGCUCAGUCGACAGCUCAGCAGUGUGCAGCGGGGCACCUCUGUCUGGCAAAAAUGCCUCGACAUUGUGCACGAGCAUGCAGCUCUCCUGGUGGAAGUCGGUGUGGACUUUACGGACUUGGUGGCUCGCGACUUGGAGGAGCAUGGCGAGGGCUCGCCUGAGGGGCCUCGUACCGUUCAGCCAGGAGAGCUCGCGCAAGCUCCCUCACCGGCGACCAUCAUCUAA
Molecule: messenger RNA, 2055 nt
Organism: Penicillium nucicola
Lineage: Eukaryota; Fungi; Ascomycota; Eurotiomycetes; Eurotiales; Aspergillaceae
Product: exocyst subunit EXO84
Exons: 3
Coding region: 1-2055 (684 amino acids)
Biological process (GO): Golgi to plasma membrane transport; exocytosis; intracellular protein localization
Cellular component (GO): exocyst
Source: RefSeq, a predicted model, not a curated record